Messenger RNA from Cervus elaphus (red deer), 4256 nucleotides. RefSeq names its product BEN domain containing 2 (gene BEND2). NCBI's taxonomy places the organism in Eukaryota, Metazoa, Chordata, Mammalia, Artiodactyla, Cervidae. The record is from RefSeq and is a predicted model, not a curated record. The transcript has 17 exons. Bases 75 to 2732 code for a protein of 885 amino acids. Gene Ontology annotation, molecular function: DNA binding.
CGAGCGCGGGCGGGUUCUAGAAGCGGCGCAGACGCCCAGCCUGAGGCCCUCGGAGCUGGGCAUCUCACCUCACAAUGUCCGAGGAGGACGAUUGUAUAGUUUUAUCUGUUGGAGAUGACGACAGCGACGAUGAUGAUGAUGAUGAUAUUCAAGUUGUGGUAAUACGAGACACUGAUACAGAUCUUAAUGAGGACUUAUUUUCUGAUGAUGAGGUGUUGGUUCUACAAUCGGAUUCUGAAGAUGGCAGCGAUGUCCCUAGGGAGAUGCCUGAAUUGUCGUGUGAAACUGAAGAUUUAGUAGUAUUAAAUAGCCAAGUAGUUUCAUGUCUGGAAAGUUUAAAAAGAGGUAACCCUGACUCAGAGGAAGUGGAGUCUGUGCCAUUGUACAAAAGAGGGCGACCAUCUAUUCCAGAAGACAAUUGCAUGGAGAACAAUGCACCUGAAGACUUAUUUCAUGGAAAUUAUCAUAACCUACUUACUGAACUCCAGCACUAUUGUCAGAAUUUGAAUGAACUUACUGAAAUCGUCAAUCGUCAGAUUAACCACCUUCGUGGAAUAGUUUCAGAAAUGCAGCGUUCUUUGGGGAGACCACAGACGCUACCCCAUGGAGAUGGUAACCCACCUUUACCAGCUGAGGGGCAGGAAAAUGAUGCUGAGACUAAUCCAGGAGGGGUAUCUCUUCAGUCAGCAGCAUCCCCUGAACUGCAGCAGCUAGCACCCAGCGAGAGUCUAUCAUUUCCCAGGAUUGUCUCUACGUACUCAUUACAGCCAAGUCAUGACUCAGACAGCCCAUUUCCUGGGCUUACUCUUUCAUCCAUUUUCAGUGAAGGUGAUGAACAUAUCAACAGUGAUCUCUCAUCUGCCCAGGAUACUCUAGCAGAACCUACAGCAGAUCUUCCACAAGUGGAAUCUAGUCUGCCUGACAACUUUGAGACAGUGAAAUAUUCAACUAUAAAUAACAGGGUGAACCCAGACACUGCCUUGCCAUCUCUCUGCAUCGCUCCCAAUUUUGAGGUAGCAGAAACCAGCCUGGAGAACAACCCCGAAACAAUGAGUUACUCAACUUUAUCAGGAAAUGACAGUGGCCUGAGUUCAUUAUCUGUCAACCUCCCACCCAAUUUUGGUGUGGAAAAAUUCAUCCUUACACAAAUGCCAAUAAAAGAAGAAACUGGUGUGGAAAACAGCUCUCAGACAGUGUAUUAUCCAGCUUUAUUGGGAAAUAUCAUUGGUCCAGGUACUGACUCUGCAUCUCACUCCGUCCCACCUAAUUUUGCAUUUGAAAAAGUUAUACUUAUAGAAAUGCCAGGACAAGCAGAAACCACUGUGGAUAACAGCCAUCAGAUAGUGGGAAAUGAAACUGUAGUGGGAAAUGACAGUAAACCAGAUACUGGCUCUUCACCUCUCUCCAUUCCACCCAGUGUUGAAAUGGUGGUCAAAGCAGAAACCAGCCUGGAAAUUGACACUCCAGUGAUGAAUCAGCCACCUUUCUUGGAAUAUGACAGUGAUGAAGAUGCUUCAUAUAUCUUCAUCCCUUCCGAUGUUGAAUCCGGCACAGAAAUGAGUCCUGAAGCAGAGAAUCAUGCAAGUGUAAUAAAAAAUGACAGUUACCAACAAAUUGAUUCAGAAUCUUUCUUCCUAACUUCUGGAUUUGCACUUCUACCUGUAAAAGUAUUGGCGAAAGAAGAAAACAGCACAGAAAACAGACCUGAAACAAUGAAUCACCCAAUUGUAUUGGGAAAUGACAAUAGCCAAGCUUCUUCCUCAUCACCUGUCCUCAUGCCUUCCAAUUUUGGAUAUCUUGGUGAUCCAAGACGAAAUAUCAGAAUGCUUGAUAUUCAUUUGAUGGCUGUACAAAAGAAGGCCAUACCUAGGCAUGCAGCCUGCUACUUGGUUCAGUUUUUGUUCUCCAAGGAAAUCCUGAUUUCCAGCUCAGUAGGUAUCAGUUCCCAAGGCUGCCAAUCCCUGGAUCCAAACAAAAUGGCUGCGAUAAGAGAACAUCUGGCAGCAGUUUUUCCCAACUAUGAUUUGAGUGAACAUGGAGAGGAGUGGCAAGCCUGUAUUUCCGAUAUCAAUUCCCUGAUCCACAAUUUAUGUUCGAGAACACCUAAAACUGUUCUUAACAAUGGAGGGCCUACCAAACCCAAAAGAGAUUCGAAUGAUAAUGAUAAUGAUAAAAGAGAUGAUGAUGACAAUGCAAGUAGUUCCCAGGUUUCUCAGCAAGCAGCUAUCUCAGAAACAAGAGAACAAGGGAAUUCUCCCCAGAACAGCAGAGCUCUCCCUGAAGGAAUUCAAGAACCUUCCACUGAUGGUGCAGCAGUCUCAGAUGAAACACUUGAAUAUCUUGGAGAUCCACGUAGAAAUAUACAGAUGCCAAAAUCACUUCUGAUUACAGCAAAAGAGAAGUCUCGUCCAGAGCUGUCAGCCAUAUACCUUAUUCGCAGCCUGUUCACAGACGAAGUCCCGAUAAGUAGUGUCCAUGGCAGUCUGGGGCAUGGAGUGUACUCCCUGAAUGCCAAUGAGAUUAAUGCUCUUCGAGAGUUUCUCCAGGACAUCUACCCGACUUGUGAUCUAUCGGAAAAUGGAUACGACUGGAAAUUGUGUGUGAUGGCUAUCAAUAGUUGUAUUCAUAGUCUUAGAUGUGACCCGCAGAGAUCCACAGCUGAAUCACAGUCACCUCCAGCAACGACUCCUUCAACAGAGUCCAAACUGAAAGAUACCGACUUAGCUGACUAAAUGUUAGCCAUCCAACCUUUCCUUGUUUGCUAUUGUAUCAGCCUGUAAGUUUCUCAAGUUAUUGAUUCCAAAAUUAGCCUGUUGGAGUAGCACUGUACAUCAGUAUUCACACUUAAAGAAACAACCUACAUUCUUUUUCUGCCCACAAGGGAGGCAGAAUUGCAUUAGGAAGAUAGGUGAUGUUUCAUCUUAUGAGUAAAGUGAUUGGCAGUAUUCCAAUAAGAACUUCUCAAUAAAAGAAUGGUAGUAAACUCCUAAAGACUGUUAUUAUUGCUGUUUUAUUUUUUUAUUUAUUAUUUUUUUAUUGCUGUUUUAAUGUAGAGUGAAAAUAGUACUUUUAGCUCUUAAUGACAGAUGUAAUCUGAGUGUUAGUGAUGCAGAUAUGAGUAGUGACGUAGAGCCAUACUUGGAUAGGCAAACCAUAAUACCGAGCACGGGAACUUGCAGGUAUUGACACUCAAUAUGUCAAGUGAUUCUGCUGUACAGAGCUUGAGUUAAGCUACACUGUUUCAGAAGGCCAGUAUGGCUUACAUAUAACCAAAAAAUCCUGCAGAUUCUUAAUUUCAGAUUAAUUCAACUAAAUUAGUCUUUGGCUUCACUAUUCACUAUUAUUUUGCAAAUAAUUUUACAAACUACUAGUAGUAGAGUUAAUACAGAAAAGUUAAUUUAUACCCUAGGCAAGGUUAAAUUUCAAAUUGUACUUGCAGAUUUAAAAUUUGAUUUGUAUUUUGUGGUAUCUGAAAUAUUUCCUGUAUUAGAAGCAGAAUUACAAAAACAAAAACUGCAUAUUUACAGAAGUUUUUCAAGAUUUAUACAGUUAGCUUUAUUAUGGUGUUUGUUUAUAUAAGUUACUAGACCAGCCCUGUCUAAUAAAACUUUCCAUUAUGUUGGUAAAAUUCUAUGAUUUUACAUUUCCCAACAUGGUUGUUGAGCAACCAUGGCUUUUGAGCACUUAGAUGGCUACUUAGAUGUAGGAAUUACCUUUUAAAUUGUAUCUCAUUUUAGCUAAUUAAAAUUAAAAUUUAAAUAGUUACAUGUGGAUAGUGGCUACUAUAUUAGAUAGCACAGAUUAGAAUGCACAUUAAAAAAAAGUGUUUAAAAUUAUCCCCACAGUUUGAGUCAUAGUAAUAUACACACUGGAGAAGGAAACAGCAACCCACUCCAGUAUUCUGUUUUUGCUUGGGAAAUCCCAUGGAUAUAGGAGCCGGGUGGGCUCCUUCAUAGGGUCAAAAAGAGCAGCUGAGUAGCUUUCACUUCACCUCCAUAUAUACAUAACUUUAAUAUCAUACCCAUUGAGCAAAAUAAGUUUCAUAAAGGUGUUUCAGAUCUUACUUAAACUAAAUUAGACCUUUUGUAUCCAGAACAACAACAAUGUUCAAAAUUUCACAGGUGUUUUAUUAUUGUAUUAGUCUAAUAUUAAACAUUUAAAAUGCCUGUUCAUAAGACUUGUUUUUGAUAAGUUUAUCUUUAGUGUGUUGUUUUCCAAAUAAAUACAAUAAAUAAACAUCUUGUUUUCUUAACACA